AUUUCCUCAUAAAUAAUGAAUAAAUACAUUUACACACAGAAUUCACCGUUAAAGUAGUUUAUAAAAGAACAUUUCUUUAAAGAAACGCGGCUUCACCGGCACGGCAGAUGGACCGGAAGUGACGUCGAGUCUCGCGCAAGAAACCGGCGCGCCAAAUUUCAAAGCACUUCCUGUGAGAGCUCGCUGCAGAAGUUCGACUCGAGGCGACGAUAAGAGGCGAAAUGUCCGCGCUUCCGCCGGUGCGGCGGGGUGUUUAGGGAUGAAGAGUGUGCUGUCACCACCAUCAUUCGGCUGUUCACAUUAAUAAUAAAAAAAAACUCUUUUGAACUGUUUUUGAACUGUUUUUCAUAUAAUUAAAUCCCCCCACACACACGUUUAUUCAGUUCAGUGUUGCUGUAAAACAUUUCCUCAUUAAUAUUUAAUGAGUGCAGCACCUCUACGAUGCUGGGUCGUGACCCUGUACACAUAUCUGUGUAAGUCUAAAAGGCGGGUGUCGGUUUGGCUCCAUUCCCCCACGACCGUGCCAAAAUGUUCCCCGGGAUCCAGCCCUGUUUUCAGCUGUUGAGAAUAGGCUCGUCGAGCUCCACGCACAGCCCUGGCGGCGGUGCUCCUUCGGACUCCGCCCACGACCUGUACACCUUCAGGCCGGCGCUGCCGCACUCAGUCUUUAGGCUGGGCCGGAUGGCGGAGCUGUGCGAUGUGACCCUGCAGUCGACAGGAGUUUCGCGCGUCCAUGCCGAGCUUCAUGUCGAGAAGCAGAGCGACGCUGCAGGAGAGGAGAGCUGGAAGGUCCAAGUCAAGGACCGGAGCAGCUACGGUACGUGGGUAAACGAUGUCCGGAUCCAGUCAGGCGUCCUCUUGGAGAUAUUUGACGGUGACACGCUGACCUUCGGAGGACAAACAGUGCAAGGAAACCCAGAGUUCUACUUCCUUUUCCAGAAGGUCAGCGUCAGCCCUCAGGACUUUGCCGCCAUAACCGUCCCCAAGGCGAGUUCUUUUUCGUCCAAUAUCAACAACCGGAUCAGAACCAGCCUGGACUCCAAACAAGAGCCGGGCCUUGACAUUUCUAAGCUCUCCAUUAACAAAGCCACGGUCAUUCUCAACUCCAUUGGCAGCCUGAGUAAGAUCAACGGCAGCUGCUGGACCUUCAAGAAGACAGACAAGUCCGGUGCACACGAUGCACAUUCGUUUCAAACCUUAGUGCCGCCUUCGACUCCGCCUUCUCUUUCCGAUAGCCAGGAGACUGUGAAGUCCAUCCCACCGUCGUCUAAGAGCCGACGCAAAUCGGCCCACACUGUGCUUUUGGAGGACGACAGCGCCGAGGACCACGACGGCUGCAGGACCAGCCUGGAGGAAGCGUGGAAAGCCAAAGCCAGCAAAAGGCGGCGCCUGUACAAAUCCGAGUCGGAGCUCUUUCAGUCCCCGCCGUCGAACGUGGAGCCGAGUACGAGGCCGCAGCCGGACAGCAGGCCAGUCGUGCCCAAGCAGAGCUCGGUCGUAUUCAAUCAGCUAAGCAACGGGAGCCUCAGUCAUCCUCAGUUUACCGUUAUCCUGAAGCGUGAGAGCGAUCACACACCCCACGGUAAGAGCGUCAGUCUGUUGCCGUGCCGGCAGCAGAAGCGUGGCUCUUCGGCUCCCCGAGGCAGGCGAAGAGCGAACAGCACUCCCGUAUGCUCCUCUCUGGUCGUCGGAGGUGAGAGCUAUCACCUGGCCACUCCGCCAGCACGCGUGGGCAAAGUGAUGAGGGGACACGCCGCACGUUUCCACGCCGCCUCAACCACCACCACCACCAGUCGACGACGGGGCAGACCCAGGAAGCAUCCCCCGCCCCAGCCCUCCCACCCGUCUCCUGCUUCGUCCUCCUCGUCAUCCAGCUCUUCUUCCUCGUCAUCAUCAUCAUCGUCUUCCUCAGAAGAUGAAGAUGACGAGGAUAUCGAAGAGGAAAGGAGGGUGGCGCAGAGCGUAGAGCCGUGCGCAGCGGCGCGAUGCCGUCUGCCUCAGCAGGACACGGUGCAGUGGGUACAGUGUGACGACUGCGACGCCUGGUAUCACUUGGACUGCCUUCCAUGUGAGCGCAACCGAGCCGUGUUUCUGCACGAUCCUAGCGCUGAGUUCCACUGUGGAUGCUGCUGAUCAGCUCCGCUAAUGGUAUUUAAACCAGCGCUCCUCCAGGAUCCAUGUUUACGCAAUAAAGUCUCUGUUGUCUGAC
This is a messenger RNA of Clarias gariepinus (North African catfish), 2209 nucleotides long. It is a transcript of the gene tcf19l, whose product is annotated as transcription factor 19 (SC1), like. The record is from RefSeq and is a predicted model, not a curated record. The coding region runs from base 529 to 2133 and encodes 534 amino acids. Gene Ontology annotation, molecular function: protein binding. Gene Ontology annotation, biological process: regulation of gene expression. The transcript has 4 exons. Gene Ontology annotation, cellular component: nucleus. NCBI's taxonomy places the organism in Eukaryota, Metazoa, Chordata, Actinopteri, Siluriformes, Clariidae.